Dama dama (fallow deer) is the source of this 722-nucleotide messenger RNA. Its product is annotated as histone H4. The record is from RefSeq and is a predicted model, not a curated record. Gene Ontology annotation, biological process: nucleosome assembly. Gene Ontology annotation, molecular function: DNA binding; structural constituent of chromatin; protein heterodimerization activity. Gene Ontology annotation, cellular component: nucleosome. Lineage: Eukaryota; Metazoa; Chordata; Mammalia; Artiodactyla; Cervidae. The transcript has a single exon. Bases 15 to 326 code for a protein of 103 amino acids.
AGUUGUUUUUCAUCAUGUCUGGCAGAGGUAAAGGAGGAAAAGGGCUCGGAAAAGGAGGCGCUAAACGCCAUCGUAAGGUUCUGCGGGAUAAUAUCCAGGGUAUUACGAAACCGGCUAUUCGCCGUUUGGCUCGUCGCGGUGGUGUGAAGCGUAUUUCUGGGCUCAUCUACGAGGAGACCCGCGGGGUGCUGAAGGUGUUCCUGGAGAACGUGAUCCGAGACGCGGUCACCUACACCGAGCACGCUAAGCGCAAGACUGUCACCGCCAUGGAUGUGGUCUACGCGCUCAAGCGCCAGGGACGCACCCUCUACGGCUUCGGCGGCUAAGUUGCCUUGUAGUCACGAAGUUUCUGCUUGUUCCAAAACGGCCCUUUUCAGGGCCACCCACUUGGUCAUUAGAAGGGCUGUUGCAUACAAGCAAAUAAACCAGAGGUAUUAUGCUUGGUGUCCUGGGGCAGAAAAAUCGCGGUUUGACUGCAAGCUAGUCAUUGUGUUUAUUUUUUUUCCCUAAGUUUGACAUCUCAAGAUUGUGGCUCUCAGACAUGUUAAUAGAACAAGGCCGAAGAAAACCUCGGGCAGUAGGACUGCUGGGUUUUUGUGGGGUUUUUUUAAUUUCUUCAAUCGGAGUGGAUUGUAUUUGGAAAUGAGUUGAAUUCAUCUCAUUCCACAAACGUUAGAAUGAACUUUGCUAGAAUGUUUCACGGACCCGGCUCCUAGUGUCCU